CCGUGAUAGCCAGUUUCGCGCGUUUUCUCACAUCAGUCUCGGUCCACCCGCGCGCGGGUUUUGAUUCGCGUCUCGUGUCGUUGCUGGGACGGUUGGCGUGGCGGCUUAUCGCGUUUGCGACUAACGAAUUCGACAAACGGCCGGUUGUUUCGUAUCACGAGGCAUGAGUGUGCUCGGUGCGUCCGGAGACGUGACACGUACAUAAACGUUUGCCAUCGUCACGAAGUGAGUGUUAUUGUUGGUUAUUUCGCGCGGGAAAAUAACCAUUGUCGCGACAUCGUCGAGCACCGUGUCCAAGUAAAUUAGUCUCAAUUUAUUUGUUAAGUGUGAAGUGAUGUGCGGAAGUUUCCCGAUCUUAUCGAGCUCUCUUUAAAAAAGAGUCCUGUUUGCAGUUCAUAAACACCGUAUAAUCAUCACCUUCGACUGGAUCACGAGAGAUCGCUAAAGGCCUCGACGUUCUUCGCGAGACGUCAACAACGUUUCGCGCUCAAUUCAUCAGGUAACAUCGAUUCAUCGAGACAUCGCGUUUCAUUUGCCACGCAAUUCGGCUCGUCGAAUUACAAGAGAACGAUUUGCGCUGUCACAUAAAAUCCACGCAAAGUAACAUCGUCGUAAUCAUCGAGAUGGAAGGAAGAUCCUCUCUCAGAGAGCUCGGCGAGAGAUCAAUCGGAAUGGAAGUGUCGCCGAUGUCGAGCAUCGUCAACGACCUGUCUAAAUCGGUACUCAACUCUGGCAAUAAACGUUAUCAUCAACGUUCGAGAGAUACCGUCGGCGCCUUGCAUCUUCCGAACGAUCGAAGGGGCGAAGGAUUCAUAGACGUAUUAACGAAAACGACAUGUCACUCCGAUAUGAUAAACACGGACAUACCGGACUUUUGUAAAAACCAACAUGGACAACGAAAACACGAAUACGGAUGUGACGAAAAUAAGGAGAACCACGAUGCUACCAGCAGCUUAUACAACCCUACUCCACAGAAGGCGUGCAGGAAAAUAGUACGCUGUCCCUUGGAGAACCGCGGCCACAGUAGCAACAGCCUCGGUGCCGGAAGCACAGCGGCACCGCGACGCGUGCUGUACAGUCCUCUGCAAUCACCAGUACUGAAGAAUCCCCGGACUUCUCGGCUGCGCGAUCUGAAGUCGAUGAAACCGAAUUUUCUACGUAGCCUAUCCUCGGGAUACGAGAGCAUGGACGAUGGCCUGGUGAACGAGCUCGUCGAUAUGGAAACGAUGGACGACGAGACGCAAUUACCAAGCGAUCUUUCGAAGCUAUUGUCCGGCGACAUAGUCGUCCCCGAGACGACGAUGGACUGCGACGUCUCAACUACCCCCGAAUGGUCCUCCCGAUCGACCAAUCGAUCGGCCAGAAAACCGUUGACCAAAGAAUGGUCGAUACCGAAGGGAAUACACAAACACUUGGAGAUCAAUACGAAAUCGUCGCCGUUAUCGAAAUCGCCCUCGCUGUCGAAGAUUCGCACCUGUCUGUUUCGCUCGCCGACGACGACUUGCUCGAGGCGGCUGAUGCGGACGUUCAGCUACGACGAGAACUCUCCGACACGUUUCUACCCGGAGAUCUCGUCGCAUUCCGCCAAGUCGGCCUGCAAACGACCACCAGACGAAUUGCCGGAGGACGAGGUGUCGAUCCUGAAGAGGUCACGCAGAUCCAACAGUCUGUGUCUCCAUACGACGCCAGCGAGAUCGGCUUUACUCGCGAGUCCCUCGAUACGUACCACGAAGCAGGGUCUUCAGAGAAGCCUGUCCGAGACCGAGACGAAUACGAAUAUCAAAUGGGCGGUCCACCGCAGCGUCACCGACACCGAUCUCAUCGGCGAUUUCAGUAAACCGUGCAUAUUACCGGUCACGAUGGGCUCUCAUCAGGAUCUAAAAUCCAUCACGUCCGAUACGUUAGCGGCGCUUUUGCGCGGCGAGUUCGCCGAUCGCAUCAGGUCCUACAGGAUCAUCGAUUGCCGAUACCCGUACGAGUACGAGGGUGGCCACAUCGCGGGAGCGUUGAAUCUUUACGACCAGGGGCUCAUCACGCAGAUUCUAUUCGAACCGAUAACGUCGACCGUACCCAAGAUCCAGGCCGACGUUGAGAAACGCGACAUACUUAUAUUCCACUGCGAAUUCUCUUGGGAACGCGGACCGAAUCUCUCGAGAUUCUUGCGCAGAAUAGACCGCGAGUUCAACGGGGAACGUUAUCCGGCGCUAUUUUAUCCGGAGAUCUAUCUUCUGCAAGGGGGUUACGAGAAGUUUUACGGCGAGCAGAAGGAAUUCUGCUUACCUCAGGAGUACAAACCUAUGAGGCAUCCUAAUCAUGAGAGGGAGUUCAGAUUUUUUCGUAGCAAGAGUAAGAGUUGGCAAGGGGACAAGCCCAAAGGGCCCAGUCAGACAGUGCGAUCUCAAACGCAUUUAAAGCGUUUGGGUUUUUAGAUGGACGUUUCUUUUUUAUAUAAUUUAAAAUUUAAGUCGAUCUAAAGUUUAUUGUCUAUUUCUCCCUUUAUACUUACUCAAAAAAAAAAUAUCAAGUUGAAUCUCAGACGUUGAACGUUCAUAGACGGUCGGGAUGUGUAAAAUGCGCGCGCUAUGCGCGUCAACAAAGUGCAAACAGCGUUAAGAGAUUGUUCAUCCUUUUGUUAUCUUAUCUUUGGUCGUUCUCUGCGCUACCAAUGACUUUCGAGGAGCUCUCUCCGCGAGUAUCUUGUACAUAAUGUAAAUGUCAUUUGAGCGUAGAUUCUAAUCGAUCUUAAUGCGAAGAUAGUAAUUUUAGUAGUAUUGGUAUGGACAAUGAGAUCGAUUUGAAUCUAUAUUUCUUUGAUGAUGACACCGAUAGGCUAUGAUGUUACUUCGUCGCAGCCUGAUCACGCAUCGCAUCGAGGAUUUUUUGUACAUAAAAAUUACAAAUUAGUCAGAUCAAUAUUAUAAUUAAUUCAGGCCAUUUUGUAAUUAAGUUAACGAUGGAUAAUCAAACAUUGCAAUAUAUCUCUGCAUAUCGGUUGGCGAAUUAGCAGAGUAAUCAAACGGACGUAGUGUCGUGAACAUGUUAUAAAUUUUUUUCUAAUGUUUGUAAUAACUUCGAGCGGUCAUUUUAUUGUGUAUAUAUAUAUAUAUGUAUAUGACAUACACCGCGAAACUUCAACGAGGCUUACCUUAUGUCGAUCUCUUUCUCUCAGUAUUGCUUUGUCAAUUUUUUUAAAGUAAGCGCUCACGAUCGAUGCUGUGAAUAGCAUAAAGUGUUACUAAUUCAUCGUUGCAAUUUACAAUUACAAAAUGUCUCAUUAAUAUACGGGGAUUAAUCCUUAAGUACUCGCCCAUCGGAUCAAUAUAUGACGUGAUCGAUUUUUCUUUCAAAAUAAAUUGUUUUUACAAAGAAAAACGAAGGAGCUAGUCUCAGUGUGCUCCGACAAGAGGAUUCUUGAAUUUUCGGGGGACAUGAAAUCUGAUUUUCUCUUUAUAAAAGAGAAGUAUCCGUUACACAGGUACUUGAGGAUUUUUAAUCCACAACAUCAUUAGCCAUUUCAAGUUCUAUCGAGUAGAAGUGAUUACAAAUAUUACUAAAUGUGCAAAUUUUUUGUUGUUACAUAUUGUAAAAAUUAUUUUUACGUUACUACAUUGAUGAAUAUAUAAUGCCAUGCAAUAUAA
Molecule: messenger RNA, 3638 nt
Organism: Nylanderia fulva
Lineage: Eukaryota; Metazoa; Arthropoda; Insecta; Hymenoptera; Formicidae
Product: M-phase inducer phosphatase 1
Biological process (GO): protein dephosphorylation; positive regulation of G2/M transition of mitotic cell cycle; positive regulation of G2/MI transition of meiotic cell cycle
Cellular component (GO): nucleus; cytoplasm
Molecular function (GO): protein tyrosine phosphatase activity
Source: RefSeq, a predicted model, not a curated record